This is a messenger RNA of Besnoitia besnoiti, 1488 nucleotides long. Its product is annotated as RuvB family 1 protein. Gene Ontology annotation, cellular component: Swr1 complex; R2TP complex; Ino80 complex. The transcript has 9 exons. The record is from RefSeq and is a predicted model, not a curated record. The coding region runs from base 1 to 1488 and encodes 495 amino acids. Gene Ontology annotation, biological process: box C/D snoRNP assembly; regulation of transcription by RNA polymerase II; chromatin remodeling. Gene Ontology annotation, molecular function: ATP hydrolysis activity; DNA helicase activity; ATP binding. NCBI's taxonomy places the organism in Eukaryota, Apicomplexa, Conoidasida, Eucoccidiorida, Sarcocystidae.
AUGACGCAGCCUCUUUCAGAGAUCCAAGGGGCUGCAGCCGCAGCUCCUGCCGCGAGCUCGGCGGCUUCCUCGUCGCCCGCCCCCGCAGAAUCUUCCUCGAAUCCUGCAGGAAUUCGCGUCCAAGCAGGCACUGGGGGGCUCUCUCUUCAGCAGCAACAGCGCCUGGCUGCUCACAGCCACAUCAAAAGUUUGGGGCUGCAUGCCGACGGGACAGCCAUGAAAACCGGCGGCGGCAUGGUCGGCCAAGAGAAGGCCCGCGAAGCUGCUGGACUCGUCGUUGACCUUAUCAAAGCAAAGAAACUUGCAGGGCAAGCUUUGCUCUUCGCCGGCCCCGUUGGCAGCGGGAAAACCGCCCUGGCUAUGGCGAUUGCUGCCAGUCUAGGUCCCGAAGUGCCCUUCGUGCCUCUCCCCUCUUCCUCGGUCUACAGCAGCGAGGUGAAAAAAACGGAGGUUCUCCUCGAGGCUUGCCGAAAGGCCAUCGCCCUCAGAAUCCACGAGGUGAAGGAGGUGUACGAGGGAGAAGUCCUCGAAAUCGCGGCAGAAGAGACUGAAAAUCCCCAUGGAGGAUUCGCUAAGUGCUUGAGCGCGGUGAUCAUGACCUUGAAGACCGUGCGGGGGACAAAGACCCUCCGUCUGGCGCCCCAGAUUCACGACGCUAUUCAGAAGGAGAAAGUCAAGCUGGGAGACGUCAUUUACAUCGAGGCAAAUACAGGCGCAGUGAAACGCGUGGGACGGAGCGACGCCUACUCGACUGAAUUUGAUCUCGAAGUGGAAGAGUACGUGCCGGUUCCUAAGGGCGAGGUCCACAAGAGGAAAGAAGUCGUCCAGGUCGUCACGCUGCACGAUCUCGACAUCGCCAACGCCAAGCCUCAGGGUGGGACCGACAUCAUCUCCGUUAUGGGGCAGUUCCUGAAGCCGCGAAAGACAGAAAUCACCGAGAAGCUCCGGAGCGAGAUCAACAAAACAGUAAACAAGUAUAUCGACCAAGGAAUCGCAGAGCUCCUUCCAGGAGUCCUCUUCCUGGAUGAGGUCCACAUGCUGGAUAUUGAGUGUUUCACGUUCCUGAACCGCAUCCUCGAGUCUCCCCUGAGCCCGAUCAUCAUCUUCGCCACCAACAGAGGAGUGUGCACUGUGCGUGGCACGGAGGCGAUCGAGCCCCACGGCAUGCCAGUCGAUCUCUUAGACCGCCUGCUGAUUGUGAAAACCGUCCCCUACACGAUUGCGGAGGUGAUCCAAGUGCUGAAGAUUCGCUCGCAGGUGGAAAACAUUCGCCUGUCGAAUGAAGCUCUGGAGCUCCUCGGCGAAGUGGGCAGCCACACGUCUCUGCGUUACGCACUGCAGCUCCUCGAGCCCGCGCGAAUUCUCGCAGAGGUCGAGGGCUACGAAGUUGUCGAAAGAAAACACAUCGAAGACGUAGAUGCGCUCUUCUUGGAUUGCAAAUCGUCUGCCCAGAGAUGCGCAGAAAUGCGGGACGUCCUUGUUAGCUGA